AUUGAGACAAGUCCCCCCCCCCCCAUUCAGAUGAUUUGUCAGUGAACCAAUUUUUUUUUUUUUUUUUUUACUCUGAUGGCGAGUCAAUUUUUUUGGGAAAAAACUUCCAGCCCCCUGGAUAUCUAAUGGUGCGUCCCUAAGCCUACAUCACAUAAGUUUAAAUGCUGAAUAGCAAUAAUUGCUUUAGGACCAAAAGGGAAACUAGGAUUGUAACUUAAUUAGAGAGGCCCUAUCCAAAAUAGGCCUAUAGGGCUUGCUCAUGUCUCUAAAAUGCUGUAAACAAAAAUAUUGCACAAACUCAUGCAGCCAGGCCCAAUUAGGCACUACUACUGCGGAUAUAUGAAGCUCCUUGAUGAAGCGUAAUUUUCCCUGACCCCAACCGUUCUCCCCGAAAUCUGACAAUAUGAUUUUGUGUUUUAAUUUUUAUCAAAAUUUUCUAUUGAAGUAAACUCGAUUUUUUGUUCCAAACCUUGUACAGUCGAGAUAGUCUAGAGAUAUACAAAAGGAUUUCAUAUUGUGGAAGCAUCGAUUUUGUCUCCAUCAACAAAAGAGAAGCAAAAAUCUUCUUCACUUUAUUAUGCAAAUAAGCUCGAACAGACUCUUUGAUUGGCGCUUUGUGAUCAUGUGUUCUAUAGUUGGCAAGAAACGUCACGCUAAUGGUGACGUUGUAAACAAGCUAGCACUCAGUGUAUCUCUAUAGCAACAAAGGGCACAUUCCAUGGUGUCGCUUUCCCGGUCAUUAUGCAGCCAUAUUGAAUACAGCACCGAAGGAAAAUUAUUGCUCCAGAAAACGUGUUAAAAAUGGAUUUUAAGCUCGGAAUGUAACGCUGACUUCUACUUUCUCUAAAGAGGAACGAUAUGGUUGACUCGAUGGUUGAUACAAUUUCAAGAAAGUCUAAUUUACAGGCGUCGAGGACCCGGUCCUUGACGCAGGGAGACACAGCUACCACGGCUCUCUACCCGCACCACGGACAUGGCUCGCACGUCGAGCUCCCCCCGAUCAAGAGCCACACACUCGGGGCUGUCAAGAAAACCAACGAAAAUGUCCCAGCCGGUUUGCAGGUUACACAGCUCUUUGAAACGGACGAUAAUCAUAACUAUAAAAGGCAAGUGCAAAAUAAAGUGAUAGCGAAUGGUCAUUUAUCACAUGAUGCAAAUGCUCUGCCUGAUGUCAAACGUCCUGCAAGCGAUGGAUCGAAAAAUGGAUCUGCUAAAGGAAGAGCGCUACCAAUGACACCAGAAGAAAGCAUGAAAUUGUACAUGCACAAACUCACUUCAUAUGAACAUCAUGAAAUAUUUAACUACCCACAUAUUUAUUUUGUUGGACCGAAUGCAAAGAAACGGCAAGGAGUAAUUGGUGGAGCGAACAAUUGUGGAUAUGACGAUGAUCAAGGUUCAUACAUCCAUGUGCAACAUGAUCAUGUCGCGUAUCGUUAUGAAGUGUUGAAAAUACUUGGAAAAGGUAGCUUUGGACAAGUUGUGAAAGUUUAUGAUCAUAAGACAAAUCAGCAUGUUGCUGUGAAAAUGGUGCGCAAUGAAAAACGUUUCCAUCGUCAAGCCCAGGAAGAAAUUAGAAUCUUGGAACACCUACGUAAACAAGACAAAGACAAUAAUAUGAAUCUCAUUCACAUGUUUGAGAGCUUCUCAUUCCGUAAUCACAUAUGCAUCACAUUUGAACUUCUAAGCAUGAACUUGUAUGAACUCAUCAAGAAAAACAAGUUCCAGGGUUUCAGUCUACAACUUGUCCGGAAGUUUGCUCACUCUCUUCUUCAGUGCCUUGAAGGACUUCACCGGAAUAAGAUUAUUCAUUGUGAUCUUAAGCCAGAGAACAUUCUGCUAAAACAACAGGGAAGGAGUGGAAUCAAAGUGAUUGAUUUUGGUUCCAGCUGCUAUGAGCAUCAACGAAUCUACACAUACAUCCAGAGCCGCUUCUAUAGAGCGCCAGAGGUUAUCUUAGGAGGGAAAUAUGGCAUGCCCAUUGACAUGUGGAGCUUAGGCUGCAUCUUGGCCGAGCUUCUUACAGGUUACCCGCUGCUACCUGGUGAAGAUGAGGGUGAUCAGUUGGCCUGCAUGAUUGAACUCAUGGGCAUGCCCUCACAGAAUCUCAUUGACACAUCAAAGAGAUCCAAGAACUUCAUCAACUCCAAAGGUCAGCCACGUUAUUGUACUGUUACUACACUUCCUGAUGGAACUACAGUGCUUAACGGUGGCCGAUCUCGUAGAGGGAAGGUGCGUGGUCCACCAGGGAGCAAGGAUCUUGUGAAGGCACUGAAAGGAUGUGAUGAUCCGCUCUUUCUUGAUUUCCUGAAACGAUGUCUCGAGUGGGAUCCAUCAAGUCGUAUGACUCCAAGUCAAGCCCUCCGUCACUCUUGGCUUCGUCGCCGUCUACCAAAGCCACCUGCAGAUAGUCAUACAAACACCACCUCGGCCAAAAAUAAACGUCAUGGCUCUUCUGCAGUGUCUAAGCUUCCUCCCACUGGUGCAGCUGGUAAAGACAGGCAAGAUGUAUCGCAACGGACUGUUCUACCAAAAAUAGUAACAUAGUGUCACACAUAUCCUGCCUGAUUUUGAAAAGAGGUUGGAUUGGUCCUCUUUCUGAAAUGAAGAAAUGGGAUUCCUUGCUUUGGAAGGAUAAAGCAAGUAACAAUCUAGCCAUAAUUUGCUGUGUGUGUCACCUCAGUGCCACAAGUGGUUUACAGUGUCUAGAUAAAAGUUAUAUGCAUCUGAUCCUUGCAGAUAUUUUGUUGAAUUUGAUGCCUUACAUGUACAUGUAUCUCGAGCUUUGGUGACUGCAGGUGCAGCUGAGCAACAUUUCCAGCAUAGAUUACAUGUAGGUUCAAAUGAUUUAUUGUUGCUAAUUGAAUUGGUGCCAAAACCAGUGUAUUUGUUUACUUGCUGUUGGUGUGGAGGGUGGAGAUAUUUAAUGAACAUUUGACUGACGCAUUUAAAUCAAACUGUUUUACCUCAUACAAAGAGAAAUAAAAGAAAAGGAAAAAUAAGUUGUUAUGCAGGUAUAGAACUUUACAAUACAGUAUGUUUGUAUGUUAAAGUGGGUAUACACAUACAUUCCAUGUAUUCCUUGUUGAUUUUGCUUUAUGUGCAAAAUAAAAUAAACAUGAAGCUGCAUAGCUGCAGAAACUUCACAAUAGAUUUAAGCAUUCAAAGAGUAUCCGUCCAUGUUGUUAGUUGAACUGUAUUAAGAUGUUGCACAUGUAAGUCACUGACAAAGCAGUGAUAUACAUUUUAAUUUACCGGUAAUUGAACAUAUCUUGAAUGUGCUCUUCUGUAUUGGGUCUCUUGGGUGCUUUGCAGUGGAAAUUUGGAAAAGCUUUGCCCUAGAAAUUUAAUUCCAUUUUCAACAUGCGCUUUCCUACAUUUUUGUGAAUGUUUAUAUGCAUUGAAAAAAAAAACAAUGCAUGGUUUGCUCUAUUUUUCUUUGAUUGAUCAGUUUUGAUGGAUGUGUCAAAUGUUGAUCAUAGUUUUAUAGAAGUGAUCUGCUUAUUUCUGAUGCUAGUAAAGAUGUUAAAAAAAAGACAUGUAAUCAACAGUGCUUGUUGCCAAGAUUUGUCAGUAUCAAGUUCAUCAUUGCAUUGAAUAUCUGGGGCCAUGUUGCACAUAUGAUAAAGUUGCCAUCCUUUGGUAAUUUCCCAGAAUCCUUUACUCUUGAUUGGUUGCUUAGCAUUGGAACCAUGAUAGUUACUAUUUGAUGGCAAACUACAGGUUCCAGGCUCAGCAAAUAUCUACAUGUAUCUAUGUAUAAAUUUAGUUUCUUUUAUUCAUCAUUACCCGUGAGUGGACAAAAGGAAUGUUUGGAGAUUAUCCAUUUAUAGUAAUGUAUUUGUUUCCCUUUUAUAUAGAGUUGCUGACUUGCUGGUUCAUUGUUAUUUUCUUCAUUUGUUAUCUGAUUCACCUUACCAAUUGAUUCAAAUGACUAUUGAAGCUUUGGCACAUUUUGUUUGAUGAUGGAUUGUGAUGUAUGACAAGCAUGUUCUGUAGUCAUUGAUUUGAAAAAAUUUGCACUUCCUCAAAUUUGCUGUAUUACACUACAGACUACAAACACUUGUGAGUGUGCCCCAUACCUCUAGAACAACGUGUUUUCUCAUCUGCCAAGAAGAGAAACAGUGCACUGUUAAUGAAUGCCUGUAUGCAGUGCCAGGUAUUAAUUAUGAAGGAAAUAGCAUGUGCUCUGUGUGGUGUACAGGCAAGUAUAGUUUGUGAGGCUUAGUUAGAAGGUGUUUUGAGAGUGUGCCAAACUACAUCUGAUCUUGGCUUUCUUUCAUAUUGCAAGCCAGAAGACCGAGCACAUUGUAAUGCAUGUACAAGUACAUGUAUAAGUACAUGUACUUGUAUGAUAGCAUUACAUGUACAUUAGGUAGUGAGCCAUUCUUUUAAGAAUAAAGAGACAAUUUGUUUUGAUAUGUCAUUCACAAAUUCUUCUUUUAUUACGCAUUCAUUUACUCAUAUUCAUAUCAAAGGUUCAACUUUUCCAAGUAAAAUCAUUUCAGACCGAAUUGAACGUUUCAAUAUAAGAAGUUAAAUUAUUAUUAAACAUUGAAAACCACAAUCCACAUGCAUUUAGUGAUUGUCCUUUUGUAUAAAGUUGACUUGUAUCUGAAUGUUAAUUGUUUACUUCUUAUUCAGUCCAAUGUGGUUUGUUUUGAGUGAAUUAGUUGUUCACCUUCUUGAGAAAUUGCUACCUUUUAUGUGUUCAAAAUGUUAAUUGGUGUAUAAUUAAUGAGUCCCAAUUUCAGACUUUUACUCGCAUUAGUACUAAAGUACAUGUGCAUGUAUAUAUACAUAUUGUACCCUCAUUGAAAUUAAGCUUUCAUAGUACUGUGAGUAAACUGGCAAACAUGCAGCCCUUUGUAUAACCAUAGAGCUAUACUAUGACUGUAGAUUACAUCAUCCACUGUAGCCCUACUUGGGAUUUCAUUUUCCAUUUCCUAUGAUUGUGUGUAGUCCAUUGUAAAGCUGCUCAGUAGCAUGUCACUGUGAGCCAUAUGAAGCCUACAUGGUUGGUCCUUGUACACACAGAGUUAUGAGUAAUCAACAUUGAUCAGGUUGAUAUGUAGAGUAGGUGAUAGUGAUACUGAUGACAGUGCCAGACAGGAAUGCAUUGACCUUUGGGAUAUUCUACACUAUCCACCUGUCUUAUUCUAGAUCUUUAGGAUAAGCUCUGAACACCAACUGAUGGUUAACUUUCUAUUCAACCAGGUGUUGCAUCCUAAUUAGCAUCAUCUGUUAUUGAUCUCUGUACAAGAAAACACACAGGUGUAGUUCACACAGUCAUAUACAUAGGGAUAGGAACAGAGUUCAGAAGCAUGUUGUGUAUCUAUUUAAUUUUUGCACUUCAUCAUGGGUGUGAUAUGAAUUAUAUUGACAUCUGGUUGCUGCAAUUGAUUUAUUUGAUAUUAAUUUGUUCAGGUUCUAAUGUUAAUGUGUGAAUCUGUUAUGAAUGUUGUCACCUUGAUGUACCGUACUCAUUUUGGAAUACUUACAUAUUUAAAAACUUGAACACUGCUUCUUUUUAGCUUUGCAAACUUUAGGAAAAGGUAUAUCAAUAAAUGUUUUGCCAAAAAAGGGUGAAAAAAUAUCAGUUGUUUUAUGUCAAGUUGUAGGUGUUGAAUUAUCAUUCAACACUUAUCAUAAUGUUGAAAACUGUACCCUUAUUGUGCAAGUCUUGUAAGGGUUUGUAAAUUUCAAGUAAGAGACGGUUGCUUUUAUUUAAAAAGUGAUCUUUUCCUGUACAUUGUCCUUUUCAUGUACAUGUUACCCCCCCCCCCCCCUUUUUUUGUGGUAGAAUGAAUUUCCUAAUCUUGUUGGCCUUUGUUAUUUUAUCAAACAUCACUUGACUGGGUUGGUUUUCUUAUUACAUUACCUGCAAUGGUAUUUGUAUUUUAUUGAAACCCAGAUAUCUAUGAACAAUUCUUAUAUUUAUGACAACACAUACAAAGCUGCAGGACAGCUUUUAUUCACCCGCUUUUAAAAAACCCUUUGAAUUGUGGUAAUUUUUUAAAAUGUAUAUAGACAUUUACAAUUUUAGCAGUUUUCAUGCCAUCAUUUUUAUUUUUCUCCAAAAAGAGUUGAAAAUAUAGAAUAAGCCGUUACUGUCAGAUUUUUGCAUAUUUCAGGUCGAUUAAAAAAAAAUUGCUGUAUUCAGGAAACAAGUUAGAUGUGAUUAUGAUACAAGUACAUAAAAGAGGUGUGCAUGUAUAGAUAUGUACACUGUAAGUUUUGAAUUUGAAUACUGUCUUCAUGGUGAUGCGGGAUUCAGACCUCUCAUCUGUGCUCUAAUACCAAUGGUGUCACAUCUGAGCACUGUGAUUGUACCAGUUCAAGCUCAAAAUCUGACAAAGAAUUUUUGAGAAAUGGUAUACUAGUAUAUUCUUCAUAAAGGAUAUAGAGAACUUUUGAAAGUCAAAAUUAUUAGAGAAAAUUGUAUUCUAUGAAAUAAUUCUGUGCAGUUGCCGUCAUUUUGAUUUUAAAUGAAAUUAGUUUCAUGGUCUUGAGACUCAAGAACUAACACUGAUAUUGGACUUGAUUCUGAAAUAAUGAAUUUUCCCUGUUCCAUUGGGCUGGUGUAAUCGAAUGAUGUUUGAUGGGUAAAUUACAUACAUUUAAAGUUUGGUGUUGAGGCUUGUGUCGGUGUUACCCCUCUACUAAAACCAACUUUAAAAACUUCUCUAAAUCAUUUGAAUUUACUGACCUGUACUUCAUUGCAUAUGUGUGUAGUUAGUGUCAAUGGUGUGUAAUUAUCUGAAGGCUGAAUUAGUAACUUUGAUUUAACUUGUUAACUUGGAAAGCUGAAAUGUAGGUGGUUUGAUGUAACUAAUUUUCCCAACCUAUGUAUUAACUGUCUUUUCAUAUUGUGUAGAAUUAUACAUGGUGUAUUUUGUCUUUGCAUAUGUCAUAUGAAUGUAUUCUACAACUCUGCCCCAGUAUUUUUAGAUUUUUCUCAAAAGUCCUUGUGCGUGUUGCAAGAAGAAAAAAAUGACAAAUGGAAGUGCAUGUCCUCCAAUUUUAGGAGAAUUCUUCAGAAUGUAACUUUUAUUACCAAUGAAUCAACUUCAUUUGAUUACCGUAAAAUCAGGUUGCGAUGAAGUGUUUAGCUGUGCAAUGCAAUGAAGAUGGAGCCAUGAAGUAUAAAAGUAGUAUUAUAGCCUGUAACCCUAUACUACAUGUAUCUCUAUAAACUGUAUGCUAUUAUAGUAGUAACCAACCCAUUAAAUGCUAGUACAUUUUCUUGUUGCUUAGAAUUAUAUGCGCUGCCUUCAUGAAUUAUGUACCAAAGCACAUUUUGUACUAAUUUGAAAACAGUUGCCAAUGAAAUGAAUGAAAAGGGAAAUCUGAUGUUCACUGUUCAAUAAGAAUCUUGAUUGGACUGGUUUUACAUGUACAGUGUAACUUAGAGCUUGUACUAAACUUAAUAGUCCAGUCUCUUUAUUAGUAUAUUUUAAGUCGGAUUUAUUACCAUAUGGCCCAUAUAAUUAUAUAUAUAAAUUGUACAGAACAUUAUUGCAUAUUAUGUGGCCUUUGUACAGUACAAGAAUUUUACAUGUAUGUAUAAAGAUAGAUAUCAAGAUUGUUAUUUAAAUAUUGUGUAUUCAUGCAAAUGCCACAAUUUUCAGUGAAUUUCAUAUUUUACUCACUACUUUGUAAGAUGCAUUGAUGUGAUUACUAUAAUAUUUUUUCUUUUGUACUUGUGUAGAAAGAAUGUGGGAAAUCCAUUGAUAAAUGCGUAUCCUACAAUGUUUUCUGACUCAAGCUCUUCUGAAGAACUUGGAAUUAAAGAAAAAAAAAAGAAAGAAAA
Messenger RNA from Lytechinus pictus (painted urchin), 7810 nucleotides. Its product is annotated as dual specificity tyrosine-phosphorylation-regulated kinase 2-like. The coding region runs from base 859 to 2544 and encodes 561 amino acids. Gene Ontology annotation, biological process: peptidyl-threonine phosphorylation; peptidyl-serine phosphorylation. Gene Ontology annotation, molecular function: protein serine/threonine/tyrosine kinase activity; ATP binding; protein serine/threonine kinase activity. The transcript has a single exon. NCBI's taxonomy places the organism in Eukaryota, Metazoa, Echinodermata, Echinoidea, Temnopleuroida, Toxopneustidae. The record is from RefSeq and is a predicted model, not a curated record. Gene Ontology annotation, cellular component: cytoskeleton; cytoplasm; nucleus.